Molecule: messenger RNA, 1488 nt
Organism: Saccostrea cuccullata (small rock oyster)
Lineage: Eukaryota; Metazoa; Mollusca; Bivalvia; Ostreida; Ostreidae
Exons: 1
Coding region: 1-1488 (495 amino acids)
Biological process (GO): proteasome-mediated ubiquitin-dependent protein catabolic process; protein polyubiquitination; negative regulation of translation
Molecular function (GO): ubiquitin protein ligase activity; zinc ion binding; translation repressor activity
Source: RefSeq, a predicted model, not a curated record
AUGGCACAGGAUUGUGUACAAACGUGUGUAAAGCACAAUGCAAUCAUUGAUGUGUUUUGUGAGGAUUGUGAUCUAUGUCUUUGUUCUGACUGUACAAGGUGUGACCACGGAUCUCAUAAUUGGGUCACACUAGUUCGAGCUUCAACAGAAAAGAGAAAAGAACUCUCUCAAAUUCUUAAUUAUGUCAAAAAUGAAAAACUGCCUGACAUCGAUAAGCACAUUGAGAAAACAUCGAAACGGAUUGAGGAAAUUGAAAACCAAUGUGAGUCGGAAAUAAACAAUCUAAGGAUGCAUAAUAAUGAGAUCAUAACUAAAUUAUCAGAAAUUAUGAUCUAUCGGGAGAAAAAAAUAAGAGAAAACCAAAAGAAAAAGAAUGAAGAGAUUGAGAUUUUGAAAUCAAAUUUACUAGAGAAACGAAAAAUCCUUGCUGAGAAAGUUGAGUUCCUAGAAGAAUAUAGCACUACGUCGGAGCUUAGUUUGGUAAAUCACCACAGAGAGCUAAGAAAAAUGCUAUCAGAAACGGACAUUGAUGAAAGAAACAUACACCUUUCAGUGAGAUACAGAAAGGGGAAAAUCAUAAAUGAGGAACUGGAACAAAUGAUUGGACAAACUAUAAAUUUAGAUGAUAUAGGUGCAGAAAAAUCUUGUGAAUUUCAACAUGGAUGUAAUGGAAUCUCAAUUCUAGAGGCUCUGAACACAGACGAAUGCUUCUUAAAAAAUAUCAAAUCCAGUUACGUUGAACAAGUUGACAAAAAUGGCGAAGAAAAACAGAAAUUUAACAUAGAUCCCGAUGAUGUAUGUGUCGCGGACGACGGUCGUGCAUAUAUCACUGAUGCCAGCAGUAACUGCAUAAGCUGUAUCUCCUCCUCAGGAUCUCGUUCGACAGUCUUCAGUGCGCAUCCUCUGGUACCAGUAGGAAUUUGUAAAUCUCGUGAUGGACGUAGUGGACUUUUGAUUACCUUGAGAGAAGAGUUUGAUAACAGUGAAUCUGAUAAGUUUCUUUUAAAUUCACAGAGUAGACGUUUGCUUAGGCAUAUGUCGAUAAUGGGGGAUCUCAACCAUGAAAUAGAAUUUGAGAAGGACAGCGAGUACAGGCUAUUUACAUACCCAUGGAGAGUCACGCAAAACAGGUACGCUGAAAUUUGCGUUGUAAACCAGAAGAGUUCCACCUCAGGUGAACUAGUGAUUUUGUCUCGGAACGGUAGGAAGAAGUCAGUCUAUGGAGGGAAGGUGGAAGAUUUUACACCGUAUGAUGUCGUAUAUGACUCCUGUUGUAACAUCCUUGUUACUGACGGAAGUAACCAUUGCGUUCAUGUGCUGAGUCGUGAAGGAGAAUUCUUGAGGUACUUACUGACAGAGAAAGAUGUGAAUGAUCCAAUGUCUUUAUCUCUAUAUAAGUCUACUCUUUGGCUUGGAGAAAGUAAUGGACUUGUUAAACUAUUUAAUUAUAAGAGUGUGUCUUGGUCAUACGAACUGUAUAGUACUUGA